This is a messenger RNA of Xiphophorus hellerii (green swordtail), 2327 nucleotides long. It is a transcript of the gene ing1, whose product is annotated as inhibitor of growth family, member 1. The transcript has 5 exons. Lineage: Eukaryota; Metazoa; Chordata; Actinopteri; Cyprinodontiformes; Poeciliidae. Gene Ontology annotation, biological process: positive regulation of DNA-templated transcription. The record is from RefSeq and is a predicted model, not a curated record. Gene Ontology annotation, cellular component: nucleus. Bases 193 to 1107 code for a protein of 304 amino acids.
AUGCGCACAUCUGAAACUAUUUAGGUUCGUUGUUGGUUUUUGAGGAGGGACGCUCCUCUACUCUCCUCAACUCUGUAGUUACACAUAACCUGGUGUUAGCAACACGGUACCAUCAAGGAGACGAGGCUACCAGCGGAAAACCAAGCAUAUCCAGAGGUGUAGGAGCGUCUUUUGGGGUGAAAAGGAGUCGCGAUGUUGAACCCGAGCAACGGUGACCCAGGCCACGUUGUGGUGAAUUAUGUCGAGGAGUACUUGGACCUGGUGGAGUCUCUGCCUUUCGACUUGCAGAGGAGCGUGUCCCUCAUGAGGGAAAUAGAUGCCAAGUAUCAAGAUGCACUCAAGGAGCUUGAUGAUGCGUAUGAACGCUACCGCCGAGAAUUGGACUCGCUUCAGCGGCGCAAGCUGCAGUUAUCCAUCCAGAGGGCGUUGAUCCGCAGUCAGGAGCUUGGAGACGAAAAGAUCCAGAUUGCUGGUCAAAUGGUGGAGUUGGUGGAGAACCGAACCCGACAAAUGGAGUGGCAUUCUGAGCUUCUCCUCUCCUCCCAAGAAGUGCAAGAGAGUCACAUUACUACGACGACGCCUAUGACGACCGCUUCUGUGUCCCUGAUGUCGGCCUCUUCGGCGACAGUCACUCCGGGCAAAUCCGGCCACCACGACAAGAAGCGAGACGAAGUCACCCCGGGUUCGGUUGGUGGAGACAAAGCGGGAGGGAAGCGCUCGAGGCGUCAGAAGAACGGAGAAAACCGCGAGUGCUACGGGGGUCUGGAUCAGUCGGAGGAAGUGGGGGCAUCUCGGGAAAAGAGGCCCAAAACGUCUUCCAAGAAGAAGAAACGAUCUAAAGGGAAGUCGGAGAGAGAAGUGUCGCCUCCUGACCUGCCCAUAGAUCCAGACGAGCCGACGUACUGCUUGUGUGAGCAGGUUUCCUACGGAGAGAUGAUUGGCUGCGACAACGACGAAUGUCCAAUAGAGUGGUUUCAUUUCUCCUGCGUUGGGCUCCAUCACAAGCCCAAAGGCAAGUGGUACUGCCCCAAGUGUCGGGGAGAGAACGAAAAGACCAUGGACAAAGCCCUGGAGAGGGCCAAAAAGGAGAGAGCUUAUAACAGGUAGCUUGCUUUGCUUGGCCCAGUGAACUCUGAAUAAAAGCUACAAUUUUAUGUGUUUGUUUUCAUUUAACACUUAUGAAGUAUUGUACCGAUGAAAAGGGUCAGUUAAAAAGUUAUUUUUGUAGCCGCUGCAGAGCUGAGGAACAAGAUGCACCUCCGACUGGCUUCUAGCAUUUGUAAAAACAUUAAUAGUAAGAAAAGAACAGGUCCGUGUGCAUGUUUUAGGAGCUUCUCUACACUCGCAUCGCUUUUUGUUCUCAUCAUACAUUAAACCCAAGUUCAAGUAUAUCUGCUCAUUUAACAAAUAAAACAUUUCUAAACUAAUAACCUAUGGUGUCUGGUAUAACGGCUGUCUCGGAGAGCUUGGUUUGUAGUUCAGCUGGCUGUAAGUUGUAGUUUAUUAAAGUUAACGUGUUUGUAUAUAUAUAUGUGUGUAUGUAUCCUUUGUUUAACCAGGUAUGUUUCAUUGAGAUUAAAAAUCUCUUUUUCAAGAGAGACCAGUAAAUGAUGAUUACAAAUACUAACUACAAAACUACAGACAUCAAAAUCCAACAUGAAUAAUAGGAAGAAAAAUAACAAAGAGGAAACGCAGUCUAAAAUUAAGAGAUACGACUAGAAUACAAUUCUGUAUUAGUCAAAGCAUUUAUCAUUCACUCAUGGCUGAUGGCUAAAUAAAUACCAAGGCCCUUCCAGUCUUUUACAGCUUGUAAAAUAUGGACUUAAAUGUUCGGGAUCUUAUUUUGAAAGAACCCUUAUAAUGGUUGAGUGAGGGUACAAUUUUUCCUCAGAAAAAGAAACAAAAAUUGAUAAGUGCGGCAUGCUUUUAGAAUUGCUCAGUAGGACCCAUUUUGAUGUAAUAACAGCUGCUCUUUUGUCUUAUAUCUGCACCACUUUUGCACAACUAGAGACUGAAAUUUGUCUUCAUUUUUUUCCAAAAUAGCUUUAGCUCAAUGAUUUGUAUAGAUAGCAUAUGUGAUCAGUUUAGAAUCGUGGAUUUAGGUCUGGACUUUGACUGGGCCAUUCUAACACGAAUGUGCUUUAAUCUGAACCAUUGGAGCUCUGGUUAAGAGUUACCGUUAUUCUGCCCGAGUCUUUGUGUUCACCAGUUUUUAUUUGAAUCCAUCAACCUUUACAAUCUUCCUGCACCAUCAGGGUAGUGUAUUCAGAGUGAUGUGCAGUUUUUGUGUUUUGCAUGUAGGUCAAUAAAUCAUUUUGGUCUCAUGA